Cooperia oncophora is the source of this 555-nucleotide messenger RNA. The record is from the annotation of a GenBank genome assembly. Lineage: Eukaryota; Metazoa; Nematoda; Chromadorea; Rhabditida; Trichostrongylidae.
AUGCGCGAUUCACACGUGUCUUCAACAACUUCACAUCACGAGAUUGCGAUUGCCCACAACCAUGCGAGCUUCGCGGAAUCAUACUCGGUGACAGCAUCCACAGCAAAGUGGCCUUCAACUGCUCACACGCCCCAAGAAUGCCAGAAAAACAAUACUGGAGCGGCGUGGAAUACGCCAGGAGUAAGCUGUGGGGAGUGGUACCGGAAGAACACUCUUCUGGUUGAGAUCUACUACGAGCGCAUGAACUUCCAAGUGCUUACGGAAUCGCCGGCUUACACGUUGGUGAAUAUGGUGUCAGAUGCUGGUGGUCAAGUUGGUCUGUUCCUUGGCAUGAGCAUCAUCUCUGUAAUUGAAUAUCUGGCUCUGAUUUUGCUUCUUCUAUGCUAUUGUGCCACUCAUAAAAGCCGUAAGCGUGAAAUCGCCGAAAUCGAGAAAGAGACACACAACGCAAAGGUACGCUUGACUCAAAUAAGUUCGAGGGAAGCUCAAUGGAACUCAGAGGCGAAAAGGGGCAGUUUUACGCUUUUUGCCCAACAUGACUAUUCCAAGAAAUAA